ACAGGCUUGAAUCGGGCCAAACCUCCCUUCCUCUUCCUCUCUACGUGAUCUGUGAUCGCUUCUCACCGCCAGAGUCUCCUCUCUUGCCAUUGCCGGCCAAGAGCUGUCAUCUCGAGCCACCCAAACACCAUUCUUGACCUACCCUCAACACCUUAGCUAGAUUUUCUUUCGUCCCUUGCUCUAUUACACGAUUGAGAGAUGAGAGAGUUGUGAUUGACAAUCACCGAUCGGAGAACUGCAUACCCAGCCGAUCCCAUUACUAUUGGCUAUUUGCCUUCUCGACUCAUAUUUUCCUGUAGUGGCAGUUAAGAAUUGCUUACCUUUCCUGGGACCCGUGUUAGUCUAGUAUGACCUAAAACCCUAAACCCAUAUCACAAAGCUGGGACCUGUAUUUAUAUGCGUGAGCGGGAGUUGGGCUAGUCUUGACUGCUAUUACUUCUUGCGUCAUGAUGGAAAAUGAGAAAAGAGUUGAGCUUGAGAGUCUUCUAGAAGUCCUCCCGCCAGUAGAAUUUUGCUGUGUCUAUGGCUCAGCUCUUCAUCCUAAUAAUCAGGACAAGUCAUCCAUGGUGGAUUAUAUUCUUGGUGUAUCAGAUCCCCAAAAAUGGCAUUCUGAGAAUCUGAAGUUGAAUGGAGACCACUAUGCCUCAUGGAUGAAGCACCUUGGUGGAGCAAAGUUGAUAACUGAAAUUGCUGAUGGGAUUGGUGUCGGAGUGCACUUCAAUCCAUUCGUAACAUGGAAUGACAAGAUGCUCAAAUAUGGAGUUGUUAGAAUGCAUGACUUGGUUCAGGACGUAAUGAAUUGGGAGAGAUUUUAUUUGAGUGGUCGCCUACAAAAACCAGUUCACAUACUAGUGGAUAAUUUGGAUAUGGGAACUGUUAACUCUGUGAAUCUAAGGGCUGCACUUUCUGCUGCUCUCCUCCUUUUGCCAUCCAAGUUUACAGAGGAGGAUUUGUAUUCCAAAAUAUGUGGCCUCUCUUAUAUGGGUGACUUGCGCACGCUUUUUGCAGAGGACAAAAAUAAGGUAAAGAAGAUUGUACAAGGGCAAUUUGGUCUAUUUCAUUCCAUGUACAAACCAUUUCUCCAAGAAUAUGAGGCUAAAGAGCUGCUGAAGUUGUCAUUGUUCAGUGGUCACCAAGAACACAUCUCCCAGGAUUGUGGUUUGCCAGUGACUCGUGCUCUUGUUCGUGCAUUGCCACCACUAGUCAGAAGCAAAAUGGGGAUGAAGCUAGGACAGGAGAAACAGCUGAGUGAUUCUGGGCGAGUUUUACAUGAGGUCAUGAUUGAUUCAAGGGAAGAGGCUAAAAAAUGUAUGCAGAAGGUACUAAGGCGUACUGUGAUGGUUUCUAGUGUGAGGCAAGCUGUCUCUGGGCUUCUGUCUGUAGGUGGUAUUAACGCCACUAGAUACCUUGCUAGUAAAAUGAGAAAAGCUUUAAAAUCAUGGACAUGAAAUUGGACAUAUUUAUACUUCUUUCCACCUAAUUUUAGUACACAACUUGAAAUGAGUUUGGCUAGGCUACAAGUUGUUCUUGGAUAAGAGGUAGGGAAUCUCGAAACUAAUGGACAUAUUCCAUAUGCAAUAGUUCAAAUUUUAUUUCAAUUUUUUUUUUCCCACUUUGUAGAGGAUUAUUAUUUAUUUAUUUUAAUAUCCCCUUUUUUACUCCAA
Molecule: messenger RNA, 1664 nt
Organism: Jatropha curcas
Lineage: Eukaryota; Viridiplantae; Streptophyta; Magnoliopsida; Malpighiales; Euphorbiaceae
Product: translocator assembly/maintenance protein
Biological process (GO): CDP-diacylglycerol biosynthetic process; cardiolipin biosynthetic process
Cellular component (GO): mitochondrion
Molecular function (GO): phosphatidate cytidylyltransferase activity
Source: RefSeq, a predicted model, not a curated record